Pomacea canaliculata is the source of this 3938-nucleotide messenger RNA. RefSeq names its product zinc transporter 5-like. Lineage: Eukaryota; Metazoa; Mollusca; Gastropoda; Architaenioglossa; Ampullariidae. The record is from RefSeq and is a predicted model, not a curated record. Gene Ontology annotation, molecular function: zinc ion transmembrane transporter activity. Gene Ontology annotation, biological process: intracellular zinc ion homeostasis; zinc ion transport; transmembrane transport. Gene Ontology annotation, cellular component: membrane; Golgi apparatus.
GAGCUGUCAAGAAAGGUAACUCUGUUGUCUCCACCGUCACUUCCGGUGGUAGCAGAAACUUGCCACGGCACAGAGAUCGGCAUCGCUCCUUUGAUUUACUUUCUAAAUACAUUCGGAAACGCAAAGUCUUACAGAAAUAUCAACCUCGUAAAAUACUUCUGUUAAAGAGACUGCAGCUACAGAAGUUUUUCAAGGACUCAUUAAAUGAGCCGUUGCUUGGAAAGUCAUGCAAUGUAUGGAGACUUUCGAUCUUAGGUAAAAUUUGAUUUGUUCUACUGCAAGCAGUGUGCACGUAGUAGUUCAUCUCCAGGUAAUGGCAGGCUAUGGAACAGACACUCUUCCAGGCCGGGUAAUAUACCCAUCAUCAAGGCUUGCCCUGUAUUCAGCUGUUUUAGUAGUAUCAAAGAUACUAAGGGCAGCUGGACUUUUCAUCGCUUAUGACCUCUUAAAACUCAUCCCCAUUGUUCUCUUCCUUUUUUUCCUUAAGUUAGGUUCUGCUGUAAUUAUUGUAUUCCUGCAAAAGCCUUUUACCAGUGGCCGCAGACUUACAAAGAAUCAGUGGUUUCGUGUGGGCCGUCAUGCUUUGUUUGGGAGUCUAAUCAGCUUUUUGUGGCUGUUUGGUCUUACUUUGUGUGGUCCCCUCAGAACAAUUCUCCUGUUUGAACAUAGUGACCUGGUUAUUAUUGCUGGUGCUUCAGCUUUGUUUCAUGGUACUGGGGGUCCAGCAAAAACAAGAGGAGCAGUGUUUUUUCUUGUCGCUGUUAUUGUGCUACUUCUCUUUGACCAUGAUGAGAAGGUGGGGCUCAUGACAGAAAGUGAAGUUGAACAUAUUCAUCAUACAUUUGUGUCUCACAUCUUCAAUCAUGCUGUGGACUUUGUUGGCUGGUCUGACCACAAAGGUGGGGUGGUCUUGUUGUUCAUCACCUUGUGUCUACAUGUGGGAUACAACAGUGCCUCUAAGAAACUUUCUGUGGAGGUAGGUGGGGCCAAGCGGCUACAUGCCUUCUCAUCACUUGUGUCAGCUCUUUUGCUGUGGCCUUGGGCAGGGUUCACAUAUCUUACAACAGAGACAGAAGUUCACUCCUGGUUGAAUACUAUUAUCCCACUUCUUAUUGUUAUACUCACUGUCUGCAUCAUUGACUACUACAUUGAGAAUGUUGCCAUCAGUCAUCUGCAAGGGGCGCGUGUUGCAUUCUAUUCAUCCGUUGCCAUGUUUGGGGGAGCUAUCUUCUUCAGCUAUACAUGGAACCAUCCUUAUGUGACCAAGGCUACAACAUUACAUAAAAUUAAAGACAUUGUUACAGAAGACCAUGUGCUGUCUGGUGGUGUCAUAUUUAGUGUUUUGAUCUUUAUUUUAGCUGCUCGAAUGUUGUUGUCUGCUGGAAGAGCUGCUAAAGGAAGUUUCAUAGGGUACUCUCCAGCAGGAAUCCCACUCUACUCAUUUUCAAGUGAUGCAUUUCACAAGACAUCCCACUCCUUAAUGCUAGUGCUGAGAAAUGGUCUUCGUCAAAUUCUUGAGGAAUCAGACUCCCGCAAGAUAUUUUACUUCUUGUGCGUUAACUUGGGCUUCACAUUUGUAGAAUUGUUGUAUGGAGCAUGGACCAACAGCCUGGGCCUCAUCUCUGAUGGAUUCCACAUGAUGUUUGACUGCUCUGCCUUGGUCAUGGGCCUUUAUGCUGCAGUUAUGUCAAGAUGGAAAGCCACCCGUCUUUUCUCAUUUGGGUAUGACCGAGUUGAAGUUUUGUCUGGUUUUAUCAAUGGUCUCUUCCUCAUCGUCGUUGGUAUCUUUGUCUUCACUGAAGCCCUUACUCGUCUUUUUGAGCCACCAGAAGUGAAGACAGAAAGACUUCUAACAGUGUCAGCCUUGGGGCUUAUCGUCAACCUGUUUGGCAUCUUUGCUUUCCAAAGCUCAGUGUCCCACCAUGGGCACUCACAUGGUGGUGGAUCUUCUCAUGGCCACUCUCACAGCAUAUCUCAUGGCCACUCUCACAACACAUCUCAUGGACAUUCCCAUGGUUCCUCCCAUGGACAUUCUCCUCAUGGGCAUUCUCAUGGGACCCAUGGUGAUACUUGUCAGCAGGCAAGCAGCUUUCAUGGGCACGACCAGCCUAUCCACAACACCAACAUGGAAGGAGUCUUUCUGCAUGUGUUGGCAGACACGAUGGGUAGUGUAGGUGUCAUCGUCUCUUCGCUGUUGAUUGAAAACUUUGGCUGGAACAUUGCCGAUCCCAUCUGCUCACUCUUCAUUGCCACCCUUAUUCUGUUGAGUGUCAUUCCACUGCUGAAGGAGACAACUGCCAUAUUACUCUUGAGGACUCCAACAGGCAUGGAUACAGUUCUCGAAGAAGCCUUCCAAAAGAUUUUAGCUGUAGAUGGAGUAUUGUCAUAUCGGGACCCUCAUAUAUGGAAUCACACAUCUACCAAGGUCAUGGCCACUCUUCAUGUUCAGAUCUCUUCGUCUGCUGUGGAGCAGCGUGUUAUUUCACAGAUCUCUUCAGUGUUCAAGGAGGCUGGUGUACAUACUUUGACAGUGCAAGCAGAAAAAGACUCAUUUUUCCACAUGUCUGGCCUGGGAGCUGUCAUGGACCAAACAGCACCUGUCUCAUUCAGUUUAACCAAAGUAACUCUAACAGAACCUGCUAGCGUGAUUUAGAUGCCAAGAUCUUUAUUUGACUGGGAAGUCUGUCUUGUAGACUUGCAUUUGGUAUAAGCAUGACCCAGAAGCAUUAGAACACGAUGUCAGUUCUGAAAUAUGAGAGCUGCCUGUUGGAAAUACUGUGUAUUGUGGGAUUUUAUGCACAAAUGCAUACCUUUGGAUGUGGGCCUUAUGCUGGACUGGCUUGUCAUUGCUGUGUCGACCAUCAUGUAUUGAAAGAAACGGGACUCCGCUACCUCAGUUGAAAUGGAUUGAGUGUAAUUGAACAUAAUGUGCUGACACAGACUUGUUUUUAGUUUUAUUGCCAUAGAGAAGAGUGGUGAUACCUACCAAACUGAACUGGCACAUAUGGGGAAGUGGGUAAUGAUUUUUGUUUGGUCUUGCACUUGUUUGUGCUGUCCUGUGCUCAGCCCAUCUGUUGGAUAAGAGGUGACAGGAAUUUUUUCCAGCCUCUCAUUGCUUCCUUGAUCUGUUGAACAUGCCAGAGACACAGGGUUCUAAAUAGUGCAUUUUGUGAGGGUUCAGGCUGCACAUCCCACAAAACAGGCAGUGUAUGUCAUUUAAUUGUCUUGAAAGUUGUGUGCAUUGAGUUGAAAGUGAGGGAGCAUGUGGGAAGUGAGGAUAUGUAGAUGCUUAUCCUGCAUUAUGGCUUUUGUCACUGUAAUCUAUCUGUGCAUUGUUUCAUGCUGAUGUUUGAGUGAUAAUGCAGAAGACACUAAGAUUGUGAUCACUGUAAACUGAAGCAUAACAGGAGGCUGGUUUGUGCUGCAUGCUUCUGUGAUUUUUUAAUUCUUUUUAAAAAUGAAAUUCUUAUACAAGCCUAGAAAUCAGAGUUCAAAGGGAGAGAAAAAAAAAAAAGAAAAACAUUGAUAAUGCAUCUGUGCAAGAAUAGAUUCAAAGUGAUAGGUGGCUGUCACACAGCUAAAGUUGUUUCACCCCGUUUAGAGCAUGAAGUUCAAAGCAGUGUUCUUAACACAGUUGCUGUUUGGAGUUGUACAUACUGCCAACAGAAAUGUCAACUGCGUGGUGAUAGAUAUUAAGUCUUUUGUAUCACAGAUAACUGAAAUAUUUUGUGUGAAUGUGAUAUCCACAUACCUUUGUGUGUGUGUGUGGAUUUAACAAAAAUUUGAGUGCUUCAAUUGAUUUAUGCAUGCAAGGAUCACUUUAUGUAUUAUUUGAUUUCAUGACCCAUUUGUCACACUCAAAUUUGAUAAUAAAGACCAGAUGAUUUAUAUUUGAAAAAUAAAAUAAUUUGAUUUGUAAUUAAAGGCUGAAGGUGAAA